CUCUUAUACGUAAGAAGCUACAAAAUUCAACUCUUAUCGGUUUUGUUUUAAGCUUUCGUCAAACAUCUUCCUUGCGUAUAAGUAUACUCAUCUACCAUGUUUGAUUCCAUCUUUGACUCGCCUUCAUUCUCGCCUGGAUUCUGCUUCUCCUUAUUCUUCCACCUUCGGAGAGACUUUUUGUGCAUGGGUUAAGUUUUUUACUCUCUCAAGAAGUUUUUCGUUUGGGAUGGGAAUGGAGGAGGAGUCGACUGAGGUGGCGCCGUCUAUGGAUGUGAAGAAGGAAAAACCGGUUGGUUUGAGAGCGUUAGAAGCUUUGGGAAAAGGGUUUGAUCUCAGUAGUGAUUUCAGGUUAAAAUUCGCAAAAGGGUUGAGUGGAAAUGGAAGUGGAAGGUUGGUGUUGCUCGAUGAGGCUAACAAAAGGGAUGUUUUGAUACCUGGUAGUGGUGGAGGGCUCACGAUUCCCGGAGUUUCGGAGGAUAUUCGAUGUGAUAAGGGAGAUCGAAUUCGGUUCAAAUCGGAUAUUCUCGAGUUCAAUCAAAUGUCUGAAUUACUUAAUCAGAGAUCUUCAAUUCAAGGAAAAGUCCCUUCAGGCUAUCUUAAUGCUAUAUUUGAAUUAAGUGGAGAUUGGUAUCAUGAUGUUGCAGACACCAAGAGUCUUGCUUUUGAUGGCUACUUCAUCUCAUUGUACAACUUGCAUCUUACAGCGUCUCCAUUAGUUCUGCAUGACGAAGUAAAAAAGUCUGUUCCACCUCGUUGGGAUCCAGCUGCAUUGUCUAGGUUUAUCAAGUCAUAUGGGACACAUAUAAUAGUAGGGAUGGCUGUUGGAGGUCAAGACUUAGUUUGUGUUAGACAGAAGUCUUCAUCACCAAUUCCUCCGGCUGAUCUAAGAGGACACCUGGAGGAUCUGGGAGACAUUCUUUUCUCAGACAGCAGAAGCCCUUCCCUACUGCAGAGAAAAACAGGAGAUGGAAAAUACAAAGUUCCUGAAGUGUUCGGUCGUAUACUGCAGUCAAACACAAUGCAGCUGACCACUAUUUCAGAAACAUCAAGCAAGGAUGGUCUCACUGUCACUUGUUCAAAAAGAGGAGGGGAUGUGUUCCUGCACAGUCACUCCAAUUGGCUUCAAACUGUGGCUGCUAAACCUGAAGCUAUUCAUUUUAAGUUCGUACCUAUUAUUUCCCUUCUUACUGGCGUUUCAGGCAGUGGCUAUCUUAGUCAUGCUAUCAAUCUGUAUUUACGCUACAAGCCUGCUCUAGAGGAUUUACAGUACUUCUUGGAGUUUCAAGUUCCAAGGCAAUGGGCACCUAUGUUUUGCGAGCUGCCUCUCCGACAUCAAAGAAGAAAGCCUGUUUGCCCAUCCUUACAAUUUAGUUUCUUUGGUCCAAAAAUCAAUGUUGGCUGUACUCAGGUUUCAACUGAUAAGAAACCAGUUGUCGGUUUGCGUUUGUACCUGGAAGGGAAAAAAUGCAAUCAGUUAGCACUUCAUGUACAGCAUCUCUCAAGCCUUCCGAAUACAAUGAACAUUGCAUUGGCUAACAGCAGCAAAAGCAGUCCAUGCCGGUGGCGAGGCUCUGAUGACUAUGAAUGUAGUGACCAGUUCUUGGAACCAAUCAGAUGGAAGAAAUAUUCAAAUAUAUGCACAUCAGUGGUUAAACAUGAUCCAAACUGGUUGAAGGGAGAGUCUAGUGGAGUGUAUAUUGUGACUGGAGCACAGUUAAUUAGUAAAGGGAAGUGGCCUAAGACCAUACUUCACCUCCGUUUACUCUUUACCCAUUUAUCCAAUUGUUCCAUUCGAAAGACGGAGUGGUCUGCAGCACCAGAAACUUCUCACAAAUCAAAUUUUCUCACUAAUUUGAGCACAACAUUUACAUUUACUCAGAAAACAGCUACUGCUGAUCAUCAAAGACAGGCGCAGGCUGUACUUAACUCUGGUGUUUAUCCAGAUGGACCCCCCUCUCGAUCUGCAAAGCUGCUUAGAUUUGUUGAGACGGCUGAGGUGGUGCGAGGACCGCAUGAUGUUCCGGGGCAUUGGUUGGUAACUUCUGCUAAGUUAGUAAAAGAUGGAGGUAAAAUCGGUUUGCAUGUAAAGUUUGCAUUAUUAGAUUACUUUUGAUUGUGUAAAUAAAUGAAGAAUGAGGUUAAUAGAUCUUCUGCUAUAUUUAUAUAUGUGAUAUGUUGAUUGCAUUGUUGUUGUUACUCACAUAAAUGUGUAAAACUGUUACGCCAUAGUUUUGUACAUUGAGAGUUUUCAUACCUUAGUAUGAAUUUUGCUUGGUUGACGACAAUGACGUCCACUGUUCAUUUUUACUGACACCAAAUUUUUUCGUUUAAAGCUCCACAAAUUGUGAGAGAGUACUUUUAUA
Humulus lupulus (European hop) is the source of this 2363-nucleotide messenger RNA. Its product is annotated as MACPF domain-containing protein At1g14780-like. The record is from RefSeq and is a predicted model, not a curated record. NCBI's taxonomy places the organism in Eukaryota, Viridiplantae, Streptophyta, Magnoliopsida, Rosales, Cannabaceae. The coding region runs from base 227 to 2113 and encodes 628 amino acids. Gene Ontology annotation, biological process: plant-type hypersensitive response; regulation of salicylic acid mediated signaling pathway. Gene Ontology annotation, cellular component: plasma membrane. The transcript is spliced from 7 exons.